Anopheles arabiensis is the source of this 1855-nucleotide messenger RNA. Its product is annotated as glucose dehydrogenase [FAD, quinone]-like. The record is from RefSeq and is a predicted model, not a curated record. The transcript has 2 exons. Lineage: Eukaryota; Metazoa; Arthropoda; Insecta; Diptera; Culicidae. Gene Ontology annotation, molecular function: ecdysone oxidase activity; flavin adenine dinucleotide binding. The coding region runs from base 79 to 1806 and encodes 575 amino acids.
UUGACAUUUCUACCAAACAACAACAACAGGUUGCUGGUGUGUGUGUUUUUGCCGGCUGCAGAAAGGCUCGCCGCGGUCAUGUUUUUUGCCCUGUUCAACUUUUACUUUACCGUGGGCUUUUACGCGGUUGGUGUUUUCAUUGCGUCGUGCAUUUUUAAGCUGCUGUUCUAUGCUGCCUACCUGAACGAUCUACAUUCCACGCCGUUGGACAGUGUGUACGAUUACAUUAUCGUUGGGAGUGGGACGGCCGGCUCCUGGAUAGCGUCCCGCAUUCCCUCCAACAAUGUGCUCGUGCUGGAGGCAGGGCCCGAUCGGAACGCGCUCAUGGACGUUCCACUGUUUCUUCCGCUGCUGCAAGGAACGCAGUACGAUUGGCAGUAUGUGACGGAACCGCAAGCGGAGGCCUGCUGGGCUAUGAAGGAAAAUCGCAGCCGUUGGCCCAUGGGCAAAACGGUCGGCGGCACACACAUACUGAACAACAUGAUACACUUCAAAGCGGAGCGGAAGGAUUUCACCGGCUGGUUCGGAAAGGCGCAUGAUUUGGACCGGUUUAUGGAGUUUUUCGAGCGCGACCGAUGGUCCCACGUUGAGCGCGGAUAUUCUACCCAGCUAGGGCAUGCCAUUAUCGAUUCAGCGAUGCUGCUCGGUUUCGGCCGGGAUGAUUUUUUCCAACCGCUGCUAACGACCCGCAACGGUCGACGAUGGACGACAGCGCACGAGUACGAAUCGAGAGGACGAUUGGCACACGACCGGCUGACGAACAGUGUGGUAGAACGAAUCGUAUUGGAAAAAGGCGUCGCAAAACGUUUGCUCGUAUCAAGCGCGGGAAAGCUGAUUGAGUUGAGGGCUAGCAAGGGCAUAAUACUUGCCGCAGGGACGGUCGGAUCGGCUAAACUGCUGCUACAAAGUGGCAUCGGACCGCGGGAGGAACUGGAAACGGUGGGUGUGACACCCAUCAUCAAUCUGCCACAGGUGGGCAAGAAUUUGCAGGAUCACAUCGGCACCGGGUCGGAGUUGCUGUUGAUAGGCAAAUCGCUAAAGUUGCACCCGAUCGAUCUGGUGCAUCCUUCGAAUGUUUUGAAAUUCUUCUCCGGAAACCACCAUCAAUCGUCGCUGUCGUUUGGUGGCUGCGAAGCGGUUGGUUACGUAUCUUUAGGUAGCAAUUAUACGAGUGAUUUACAGUUUAUGGUCCUGCCGGCCGGUUUAACCUCCGACGGGGGCGUACAUCUGCGUAACAUAGUCAACCUGAAGGACGCCGUGUGGAAGGACUACUACGAGCCGCUCUCGAGGACGGGUCAGCAUGCCGUCACGGUUCUACCGAUACUGCUCCAUCCCAAAAGCGUUGGCCACAUCGGGCUCCGUAGUGCGAAUGGGCAGGAUGCUCCAAUUAUCAAUCCCAACUAUUUAACCUCGAAAGAAGAUGUCCGCGACCUGGUGAAAGGUAUUCGAAUAUUGCAACAACUCACCCAGCAACCACCGGCCAGGCAAUUGGGGCUAGAGUUCAAUCCAAAGCCUUUCCCCGGCUGCACGACGCAACCGUACGAUAGCGAUGCCUACUGGGAGUGUUACGUUCGAUCGGUAACGCACACGAUCUACCAUCCGGUGGGAACAUGCCGGAUGGGAGGCACCAGUGCCGACUCGGUAGUGUCCUCCUCCGACCUGCGUGUGCACGGUGUGCAGAAUCUGUUCGUGGCCGAUGCAUCCGUCCUGCCGUCGCUUCCCAGUGGGAAUCCCAAUUCCGUUGCGAUGGCCAUUGGCGAGUACUUUAUACGAUCAAACUUUUUGCCCACCGUAGCGAUGAAAUAAAAACACAAAAAAACAACAUUUUGCAUCUACAAUGACAUGCACAUUGAAA